AUGAGCCUCGACCUCAGGCACAUUCCCUGCCCAGCUGGCGACACCUGCACUGCCUUCCAGUGCAUCUUUGGCCAUGCGAAGGACAAGGCGCCCGACGUCCCAAAACCGGCUGAACCAAAGAGACCAGAGGCACCGCAGUUCAAGGCAAACACUAUAGCCGCAGCCGGUCAGGCGGCAGCGGCAGUGACAUCAGCUGACCCCCAAGGACCCCCAAGGAAGCGGACCAAGGUUGAACACAGCGAUGCCGUGCCUCCUGUCCCGCGACCAUCUCUGGCAAAGACCAAGACGCCAUCAUCAUCUUCAUCUUCACUGCCACGACCGGCAUCACCGCCGCGGUCCCGUAAAGACAUCACGGCAGCAUCGAAUGCCAAAAGGCCUACUGCUGCCAAGGUGGUCAAGGCCGAGUCUCUCAACCCACGACUGAUCAAAAGCUCCCCCGCCAGCCACGAGAUCCGUCUCAAGCUCGUGCGCAUGCUUCACGCCGAGUACACACGACUGAACCGCGAGGUGGCAAAUCAGAGCAAGGCAGCAGGAGGUGAUGGUGAUGCGGACAAGAAGCUGGUGCUGUCGGACCAGGAGCUCAUCACCAUGACGCUAGACGACGAGACGGCCAUCGCCGUGGGCAAGUCAGCCGUGUACACGAACGUGAUGAAGAACCGCGUUAUGCAGUACAAGAGGAUGAAUGCCACGCAGUGGAGGGAGGAACGGAAGAAGAAGAUGAUGAAGGAGGCGGGACUGACCCCGUCGACGGUGGAAAAGACCAUCGAGACGGGGCUCACGCCUGCCCAAGAAGUCGAGGUCCUACGAAACAUCAUCACCCCGAUCGACAGACUGUCCAACCACGGCUACGUGCCCGUCGUGCCGUCGGACGAGGCCGUCAAGUCGGCCCGCGACGGCAAGGAAGCCGGCCACGGCUGGGAAAAGUGCGACCGGUGCCAGCAGCGGUUCCAGGUAUUCCCCGGCAGGCGCGAGGAGGACGGAGCCCUGACGUCCGGGGGCGAGUGCCACUUCCACUGGGGCAAGGCGUACCUGCCCGGGAGGUCGAGCGAGGGCAAGGCGUCGCGACCGUCGAGCAAGCGGUUCGUCUGCUGCGGCGAGGCCGUGGGCGAAUCGACGGGGUGCUGCACGGGGAGCCACCACGUGUACAAGGCCAGCGACGGCAAGACGCUCGCCACGGUGCUCAACUUUGCACCGACGCCGGAGAACGAGGCGGUACCCGACGACAGGGCCGUCUGCUUCGACUGCGAGAUGUGCUACACCGUGCACGGCAUGGAGCUGGUACGCCUCACGGCCGUGUCGUGGCCGGGCGGCAAGCCCCUCCUCGAUGUGCUCGUCCAGCCCCUCGGGGAGAUACUCGACCUCAACAGCCGGUACUCGGGCGUGUGGCCGGACGACAUGGCCCGGGCCAAGCCGCUCAGCGUAGCCGAGGUGGCCGCUGCGGAACCCAAGGCAGCGAGGGCGGUGCUCGCCGGAGAGGACGGCGGCGGCAUACGCAUCGUCUCGUCCCCCGAAGUGGCCCGCCACCUACUCUUCUCCCUGAUCAGACCCUCCACGCCCCUGAUGGGUCACGGGCUCGAGAACGACCUCAACGCCGUGCGCAUAGUCCAUCCCACCGUCGUCGACACCGUCCUCCUGUACCCGCACAAGGCUGGCCUGCCCUUCCGCCACGGGCUCAAGAUGCUGAUGGACCAUCACCUCAACAAGAAGAUCCAGCAGGACCAGGGUCCCGACUCGAGGGGCCACGACUCAGCCGAGGAUGCCAGGGCUGCCGGGGACCUCAUCAGGCUCCGGGUUGCCGAGGAGUGGGGGCGCAUGAGGAGGGCUGGGUGGAAGGCUGACGGAGAGAAGCUUGCGCCUCCGCUGCUCUAG
Molecule: messenger RNA, 1869 nt
Organism: Geosmithia morbida
Lineage: Eukaryota; Fungi; Ascomycota; Sordariomycetes; Hypocreales; Bionectriaceae
Product: RNA exonuclease
Exons: 1
Coding region: 1-1869 (622 amino acids)
Cellular component (GO): nucleus
Molecular function (GO): nucleic acid binding; exonuclease activity
Source: RefSeq, a predicted model, not a curated record